AUGCCCAGAAAUGAUGAUUCUAAUAUGUCAGAAACACAGGCAGGGUUUCCGGGCAAGACGAUCAAGUACAUCACCAACCACGUCGGGCCUUCGCUGAAGCAGCAACCCAAUAUCAUUUUGCUAGCCGCAGGAACCAACGAUAUGAAUAACAAUACUAAUACAAUCGCUAAGGAGGGCAAUGACCCAAAAGCGCCGGCUAAGCGACUGGGAAACCUCAUCGAUAAAAUUACUGCGGAGUGUCCAGACGCUGUUGUUCUGGCGUCAGUCAUCAUCAACACAUGCGACAGCUCCACAAUGCACGACCAGCGAGAGCGCACCAAGCGGUACCAGAAGCUCAUUCCUGGUAUUGUUCAACAGCGGCGGCUGGAGGGUAAGCAUGUCGUGGCUGUUGACUUUUCUCGUUGGGAAGAGGCCGGAGAUAACCUCCUCCAAGACUGCGUGCAUCCAACUGAUGACGCCUACGACUUGAUGGGAGACUGGUGGUAUAGCUUUAUCACUCAGGUCGACGAAGCCUGGAUCCAAGAGCCACAGGGGAAGGACCCAGACCGGGACAGGAAGUGA
This is a messenger RNA of Fusarium vanettenii 77-13-4, 561 nucleotides long. RefSeq lists its product as uncharacterized. The transcript has a single exon. The coding region runs from base 1 to 561 and encodes 186 amino acids. Lineage: Eukaryota; Fungi; Ascomycota; Sordariomycetes; Hypocreales; Nectriaceae. Gene Ontology annotation, molecular function: phosphatidylcholine lysophospholipase A1 activity. The record is from RefSeq and is a predicted model, not a curated record.